This is a messenger RNA of Coniosporium apollinis CBS 100218, 828 nucleotides long. RefSeq lists its product as uncharacterized. The transcript has 4 exons. The coding region runs from base 1 to 828 and encodes 275 amino acids. NCBI's taxonomy places the organism in Eukaryota, Fungi, Ascomycota, Dothideomycetes. The record is from RefSeq and is a predicted model, not a curated record.
AUGCAUAACACCCACCACACCACCCCCCACACGGGGACAGCCCACACCAGCACCGGAGCCUCUUCCGGUAGGGGCGCCGCCGCCGGCAGCGCUCUCAAGAACACCCUCGGUAUCGUCCGCGGCGCUGGCGAAGCCAUCCGUGGGGAAAUCAACACCUUCGCCGACAGCGCCAUGAGCAAGAAGGGUGCCACCCACAGCCAGCCCGUUACCCAGCAUGGUUUUGCCGGGACGAGUAGCGGGCAUCACCAUGGCACGGGUGCGGGAACGGGAGUUAUGGGAACCGGAAUGGGGACGGGAAGCACGAAUUACGGGCCGCAUUCGAGCAAUUUGGCGAACAAGGCGGAUCCGAGGGUCGACUCUGAUGGUGAUCGUCAUGGUACGAUGAUAGGUUCGGGGACCCAUGGGACCCAUUCGACGAAUUAUGGACCGCACUCGAGCAAUAUGAUGAACAAGAUGGACCCGCGGGUUGAUUCUGAUGGCGACCGCCACGCUACAACGGUGGGUACGACGACUCACGGGACCCAUUCGACCAACUACGGCCCGCACUCCAGCAACAUGAUGAAUAAGAUGGAUCCCCGGGUGAACUCGGACGCUGACCACCGCGGCACAGCGGCCGGCUCGACGAACUACGGCACCCACUCGACCAAUAUAGGUAACAAGAUGGAUCCACGAUUCGACUCGGAUCUUGACAACAGAGGCACCGCUGUCGGGAGCACAAAUCAUGGCCCGCAUCGGUCGAACCUGAUGAACAAGAUUGAUCCGAGAGUUGAUUCAGAUGCAAGCGGAACGAGGGCGGCGAAUAUGCCGGGGAAUACUGCUAGAUAUUAA